Messenger RNA from Fusarium graminearum PH-1, 2751 nucleotides. RefSeq lists its product as uncharacterized. The transcript has 2 exons. The record is from RefSeq and is a predicted model, not a curated record. Bases 1 to 2751 code for a protein of 916 amino acids. Lineage: Eukaryota; Fungi; Ascomycota; Sordariomycetes; Hypocreales; Nectriaceae.
AUGCCUUCACUACAAUCCUUCCUUUCACUCUCCAGUCCCCAAGCGUCAGCAAACAACGGCGCUAAUGUCACCAAAUCAACUCCAAUUCCCAGUACAAACAUAGGCCCAGCAGCACAACACCUCCAACAUGAGCUGCUAGAAAUGUACUGGCAAGGAGUGGAACGUGAACUACCAGACCUACUCCUCACAUAUCGUCACUGGCAAUCAGGCAAAGAGGCGUCAGAACUUCUGCCAGAUGAACAAGACCAUCAUAUCCAUGGCUACGAUACCUUUAUCGAUCAGGUAUCCGACAUCUCACGUCAAUUCCAUGAGCGGAACAAGUCAACCCAAGAACUCAAGAAACAGAAACAGAAAAAAAGCGAAAAGAAAAACAAGAAUGAACCACCUUCUUACGAUGAAGUACUGCGUGGUCGAGGCUGGGAUAUCUUUGCCGACAUGAAAAGCCAGAGCGUGAAAGGCGCUCUGAGGACUGCACUCAGUGAACGCAAGAUACUGGACCCAGCGAGACGACGAGCACGUAUGCUUCUGCAAUCGGCGCAGUUCCUGGACAUUGACAAAAUAAUCGAGCAUAGAGAUGAUGAAGAGAAUCCCUCAGUCUGGAAAAUGUCUGCCUCGGCUCAGAUGAAAGUGUCAUGCUACGAUGCUCUGAACCAGCCUGUCUUUGUUCCACAGCGCUGUUCGGAGUGUCAGACAAUCAUCCGGGGUUGUAAAUUUGCGGAUACUAGCACUGAAGGUGUCAUUAUCUGUGAAAGAUGUUAUAGGGCGACACAUUGUGGCCAGGCACGGUUUGUGAAGCAGUAUAAACAUUCCUGUCUACCUACUGCUUUGACGCCAGAGAUGAGUCGUGGACUUUGUUACUGCAGUACUGUCCGGCGACGCGAUGUCCAUGGACGCUCUCGAUCUCUUUGGCCAAUCGAUCCGGCCGCUGACGAGGGCAGUCACAUACAAGGAGGCCUGGGCCGAGUUGGAUGUGGGCUUUACAAGGUCACUGAUCUCUUGGCGGAGGCAAAGUAUGCAUCUACGCAAUCCCUUUCUGGCAGGAACGAAACUCUUCUCAAACUAAGGCAGAGAGAUCUUGCCAGUGAAGAAGUGCCAAGGCCUAUAGGUGCCUUGAGGAAUGACACUAUUAGACCGGAACAUGACGAGACGUCCAGACCGGAGUAUGGGCAUUCCGAUGGAUCCAGGACCAGUCAGCCAAAGGGUAUUCCAACGUAUCUGCGGUUUACGACUGGGGAUAAUAUAUUUGGAAAUUUGCAGAUGGCUGUUCGCUUUGGUCCCCUUGUAAUAGAAAAUGGCUCUGCAAACUACAGCUUGGAUGGCGUUCUCAUCACAAACCGGGAUCCGCCUUCGUUACAAGUCGCCCGCGGCUCUCCGGAAGAGAUCACAAAAUGUCUCCUCCUUACAGGCGAAACUGAUCGCGUGCUAUCCUCGCAAAAUAGACCGCGAUACCCGAAACGCUAUAGAGCAUUCAUGAAGCAAGUAGUCGGUGGUGCUUUUUGCGAUUUCUUCGACUCUGAUAUUGAAGAGCAGCUCAUUGAUGCUUUUAUGCACGAGAGCGACUAUCUGGCUUAUGACAACUUGGAAUCUGGAGCACAAGAAGCCGUGUUGAACAAGAGUGCUAAACGAUUGCUCUUGCUUGUCAAAGAUUAUCUUGGAUCAAGAGUACAAGCUUAUGUAACAAGCAUUACAACUCGUCUUCUUGAUCCAUAUGUUCAACUUCAGUGGAAUCGACAAUCCAAUAGCCGUCAGGCAUUCUGCGACAACUUGAUCGACCGGGACCUAUUUGGUUCUCUGUUUACCUCUGAAGCCUUCGAUAAUAAGCUUCAACCUUUCUAUCUGAUGAGCUUUGUAUGUCGACCUGGAUCCGACGUUCCAGUUCGGGCACUGUCUAAGUAUGAAGUGCCCAACGGUUUGACAGAAGAAUAUCUGUUGAGGUUUCGCUACGGGCGUCAUGACGAUUCUGAUAUCAUCGACUCGCUCACUGAGUACUGGACAGAUUGGGGCGGAUUUGAGGGGCCUAUCUAUCCCUAUCAGGAUGUUUUCCCGUGGGAUUGUACAGAAGCGUAUGACCGCUAUCCUGGAAAUUGUGGCGAUUGUAAUAUCUCCAAGCAUGUCCUUGCAUUCCCCUUUGAUUCCUGGUCCAUCACAUCUCUACACCUUGUACGAGGCAGAGAAUUAUAUCCCCCAACUCCAACACUCACAGACCGACCAACAGAGAAGAGCCAGGCUGGAGGUCUCAUGUCAGAUACAAACUGGUUCAAGAACCGUUUAAAAAUCCUUCUUGGACAAGACACCCUACUCGCAGUCGCGGUUGCAAUGUCAAACAAUCCUCAAUUCCGGGCCUCAACAAAUUGGUUACACAGCGACUCUGACAAAAGGAUGGACCGCCUGAAGCUGGGUGGCAUCCAUCGUGCACAGCCCUUCAGCCAUCACUUCGAAAAAGGUGCAUACCAUCGCUACUUUGUCGCGAACUGGUCCAUGUAUACCUUGCCACUGCGUAUCGCUGAGUAUGAGAAAUUGAGGGAUUGGAGAGCAGCAAAGAUUGACGUUGGAGCAACAAAGGCGGACCAUUCUGGGGCAGGAGGUUGCGGUGUCGGGGUAUUCGUAUGUGGUGCUGCUGGAGCUGGGUGCGCGGUGGGGAGUCCUGGAAUGGCAGGCGACACUUGUGGGAGUGGUUGUGUCACGGAGGCUUCAGGUGACGGCGAUGGUGACGGUGAUGGUGGUGGUGGCUGUGGAGGUUGCGGAGGAUAG